AUGUUUCAUAUUAUUGGAACAGAUUUACAUAAUUAUUUACCUUCAAGUUUUAAAUUUAUAAUAUGUAACUAUACAGAAGCCGGUCAUGGCAAAGGAGCGCUUGAUGGCAUUGGAGACACUGUGAAGAGAACGGCUGAUAAAAUAAUUUCUACGAACAAAGAUAUUCCACAUGUGAAAGCUUUUAUGGAGUUAGUGCCGACCGAGAUUGAAGAAUAUAACAUUCCCAACAACAUUCCAACAUAUAAGGGCACUUUGAAAGUUCGACAAGUUAUCCGUAAUCUGGCUGAACCUAACAUGCUCCACUUUAGGAAUGUAAGUUGCUACAAAUGCAAUCUAGGUAAUAGAUGCUUGAAUUACCAAUUGCCAUCCUACCAUUUAAAAGACUUGACAGAAGAACAAGGCGACUGUAUCCUUUAA
Messenger RNA from Psylliodes chrysocephalus, 417 nucleotides. Lineage: Eukaryota; Metazoa; Arthropoda; Insecta; Coleoptera; Chrysomelidae. The record is from the annotation of a GenBank genome assembly.